UACUGCCGGUCCCUCCUUCAGGCCCAUCCCAAGAUGGCGGAGAUCCCCCUGUACUUUGUGGACUUGCAAGACGACUCUGCCCCGGGAUGGGUCGAGGGGGUAGUCCCAAGUCCCAGUCGACUCAGGGAGGACGGGGGGCCUGCCACUUUGGAGAUGGAUUUGAAGACUAUGGUCCAGAUUGCAACAGCAUGAGAGUAACAGCCUUCUUGGAUGUUCCAGGCCAGGAUAACCUGCUUCCGCUUACUCGCCUGGAGAAGUAUGCCUUCAGCGAGAACACCUUCAACCGGCAGAUUAUUGCCAGAGGGCUGCUUGAUGUCUUCCGGGACUUCAGUAACAAUGAGGAGGACUUCCUAACAGUAAUGGCGAUCGUGGUCAGAUUGUCAGAAGAUGCAGAGCCCACAGUGCGGACUGAGCUGAUGGAACAGAUUCCUCCUAUUGCCAUUUUUUUACAAGAAAACAGAUCAAAUUUUCCAGUGGUGCUCUCCGAAUAUCUCAUACCUAUUGUGGUGAGGUACCUCACAGAUCCAAACAAUCAGGUUAGAAAAUCAACGCAGGAAGUACUCUUGAUUCUUCUGGAACAAGACCUUAUUUUCCAGUAUGAUAUUGAAAACACAGUAUGUCCCAUUUUGCUGCAGCUCUCUGCCCUGGACAGUGAUGAUGAAUAUAAAGCAGAAGCCGUGAGCAUAAUCUGCAAAAUGGCUUCCAUGCUGAGUAAGAGUACAGUUGAACGCCUGCUACUUCCUCGAUUCUGUGAACUGUGUGGUGACGGGAAGCUCUUUCAAGUUCGGAAGGUUUGCGCUGCAAAUUUUGGUGAUAUUUGUCGUGCUGUUGGACAAGAAGCCACUGAGAAAUUUUUGAUCCCAAAGUUCUUUGAGCUCUGCUCAGAUGCUGUGUGGGGCAUGCGGAAAGCCUGCGCGGAAUGCUUCACGGCUGUGUCGCACAGCUCCUCCCCUGAGGUCCGCAGAACCCAGCUCUCCCCGCUCUUCAUCAGACUUGUCAGCGACCCUUGCCGAUGGGUGCGCCAGGCUGCCUUCCAGUCCCUCGGCCCCUUCAUUUCCACCUUUGCAAACCCCUCCAGGGCUGGCCUUUAUCUUGGAGAGGAUGGCACCCUGAGCAUCUGGCCACUCACCCAGGAUGUGGACUCUGGUUUUGCCUCUGGCUCACCCACUCCCAGAAGUGGUGGUAACACUUCCUCUGCCAGUUCAACAAAGCCUGUGCAGAUGGAGCCAGAGCUACCUGAGGAAGGUACCUCAGCGAAAACCAGUAACUUCUCUCCUAUCAGUAGCUCUGAUGGCCUAACGGAAAACCCCGUGGAAAGCUCAGUGUUGGCUGGGGCUGAGUUGACCAGGCUUUCCCCAGAGGCCAGCGCCUUUUCAAAGCUUUCUGAUAUUAAUGACCUCCCCAUCAGCAGCCACCCUGGAUCAGAUUCCUGGGCCUGCCCAGGGAAUGCUGAGGAUUUGUUCAAUGAUUUUCUUUAUUGGCGAACUCCUCUCCCUGACAUAAGCAAGGACUUAGAGCUGUUUCUGAGUGAGGCUGAGCCUCAAGAGGAUGACUGCAGCAGACCCAAGACUGUGCACAACAGCUGUGUAGCCCGGAGUGAGAUCCAGAAAGUCCUUGAGAGUUUGCAGGAGCAUAUGCUGAAUGAUCCAGAUGUUCAAGCUCAGGUUCAGGUAUUAUCCGCUGCACUGAGAGCUGCACAGCUUGAUUCCGUGAAUGAACCCGAGAGCAAGCCGACAGCAGGUCUAAAUGAAGUGUCCAUUUCAGAUUCCAGCUCUGCCUCUGACAAUCAGAUCACUCUGUCGGCUUCAUCAUCUCACAAUGAGCUCUCCGUGGCCAGGAUAUUACAAAGCACAGAUGCAGGUGAACACAGAAAUGGAACCAGUGACCAUCUGGAUAUGGACCAGAGGCAGGAUCCCACCCCACUUGAAGAGAAUAAAUCAAAAAUACCGGAUAUAAUACCUCAGCCGCUGCUAGAUCAGUAUGUGUCCAUGACUGACCCAGCUCGAGCCCAGACUGUCGAUACUGACAUCGCCACACACUGUGCCUACAGCCUCCCAGGGGUGGCGCUGACCCUGGGCAGGCAGAAUUGGCAUUGCCUGAAAGAUACAUAUGAAACACUGGCUUCUGAUGUACAGUGGAAGGUGCGGCGAACCCUAGCCUUCUCCAUUCACGAGCUGGCUGUGAUUCUUGGGGAUCAGUUAACAGCAGCUGACCUGGUGCCCAUCUUCAAUGGAUUUUUAAAGGAUCUGGAUGAAGUGCGCAUAGGAGUUCUUAAACACCUGUAUGAUUUUCUAAAGUUGCUUCAUGAAGACAAGAGGAGAGACUAUCUUUACCAGCUUCAAGAAUUUGUAGUGACUGAUAACAGCAGGAAUUGGAGGUUUCGAUAUGAACUGGCAGAACAGCUGAUACUGAUUCUGGAACUCUAUAGUCCUAAUGAUGUUUAUGAUUACUUAAUGCACAUUGCCUUAAAGUUGUGUGCAGAUAAAGUUUCUGAAGUUCGGUGGAUCUCCUUCAAACUAGUUGUGGCAAUUCUGCAGAAGUUCUAUUCCAACAGUGAAAGUGCAUUGGGGUUAAAUUUCAUCCAUGAACUCAUCAUAAGGUUCCGGCACUGUUCUAAGUGGGUUGGAAGGCAAGCUUUCGCUUUCAUCUGUCAGGCAGUGGUGAGCAAGGAGUGCAUCCCCAUGGACCAGUUCGUGGAGCACCUGCUUCCCAGCCUUCUGAGCCUCGCAUCAGAUCCUGUGCCCAAUGUGAGGGUUCUGCUAGCCAAGGCCCUAAGGCAGGUGCUGUUGGAAAAGGCGUAUUUUAGAAAUGCCGGUAACCCUCAUCUUGAAGUCGUUGAAGAGACCAUCUUGGCUUUGCAGUCAGACCGGGACCAAGAUGUUUCCUUUUUUGCAACCCUAGAACCAAAGCGGCGGAAUACCAUAGACACUACUGUACUAGAAAAACAGAAUUAACUACUCUAUGAUGAAUCGCAGUCUGGCUGUUUCAUGCUUGACACAUAUGGCUUAUAAUAACUUGAAGGGGAACUGAUUAUAUUAUACCAGCUGGGGGAGAUUUCGGAACCUUUCAUACUGUGCACUCAAAGACUGAAUGAUUGACCCCUCUCCUAUCUGUACCCCGAAGGGGACUGAAGCUGAUUAGGGCUUUUUCUGGAUGGCUGAGCCAUCCUGAUCAGUAAGUCUGUGGAAAGGCUUCAGACCAGGUGGUUAACUGGGCACUGGAGCCUCUGAACCAUCAGGCUGCUUGCUGGCACGUUAUUUUCUCCAUGGCAGACUGUAUGAUCUGAAGUCCCCCCACCCUUGCCGAGUAGUGUAUUAGAAGCUCUUAAGUCUUUUAUAGACCUGCAUAUUUCCUUCCCUAAUGGUUUCCUAUAAAAUAUAGCUUAUGGCAUUAUAUUUUAUUUUUAAAUGAAUUACUGUACUUAUAUAAAUAACUCUUGACAGGAAGAAAAUAUAUUAAUGUAGUAUUUGCCCCCAUCAGUGAGCUGAACAAAUAUAUCAUUUAAAUCUAUGCUCCACUUUGAGUUGCUACAAAUAUAGUUCAGUUUGUUUACUUUCAAAAAAUGUGAUAAAGAAAUCUAAAGAAUGAUUGAUGGCAGUCUUUCUCAUAUUGUGCCUUUGUUACAAUCUCUGCUGGAACUUUUCCUCAGACACGUACUCCUCCCCUCCUGAGAGGAACUGUUUCCCUAAAGAUGUGUGUUGGCCUUUGAUAGAGGCAUAAAGCUGAAAGAUUUUUCACUUUUA
Molecule: messenger RNA, 3743 nt
Organism: Sapajus apella (tufted capuchin)
Lineage: Eukaryota; Metazoa; Chordata; Mammalia; Primates; Cebidae
Product: serine/threonine-protein phosphatase 4 regulatory subunit 1-like
Exons: 21
Coding region: 87-2954 (955 amino acids)
Biological process (GO): protein dephosphorylation
Molecular function (GO): protein phosphatase regulator activity
Source: RefSeq, a predicted model, not a curated record